CGCUCAGGGUUCAGAGUUCAGGGGUUGCCAACGAAGGAGGAAGAUGGCGGCAGGCAGACUGAGCCGCAGGCAGCGAUGAAACGGGUUUAGCAGGCAGAUAAUACCGAGGAGGAAAGCGCCUGUGCUGCAGAUUCCGACCACCAUCCUGUAAGACUCUACCCCCGAGGAAUAAGGACACCAAUGGCGCUGCUUUACGGCUUGUUAUGGCGGCUCCUGCUUGUUCUGGUCCACAUCAACAGAGCGCUCGUGUCUUGGCUCCGUGUCCGGCUUCGGGGCUGGAAGGGUCGGCUGUGGGAGCGGGCGAUGGCCGCUCUGCUGCUGCCGGUGGCCCUGGCCGGGUUCCCGGACCACCAGAAGAAACUGAAUCAGAACCCCGAUGCUAACGCUAACCCGGUCACGGGAAACCGCACUGCUAGUCGCCGGUCACGGUGGCUGUCUGACGGCAGGUCACUGGAGAAGCUGCCGGUCCACAUCGGCCUGUUGGUGGCGGAGGAAGAGCCGAGCUACACGGACAUAGCGAACCUGGUGGUGUGGUGUAUGGCUGUCGGUAUAUCGUAUGUCAGCGUCUAUGAUAAUCACGGUAAACAUUUUACACUUUAUCUUCACUCUCCGUCUCCCUUCAGUGUCUCUACUGCCCGAAUAAACGCACACUUUUCAGUUUACCUUUCAGCAAAAUGAUAUCUAACUCACUGCUCAACGU
This is a messenger RNA of Plectropomus leopardus (leopard coralgrouper), 700 nucleotides long. Lineage: Eukaryota; Metazoa; Chordata; Actinopteri; Perciformes; Serranidae. The record is from RefSeq and is a predicted model, not a curated record.